AUGGCCGAAAAUAAAGACACAGGUGCUCUACUCCAAGAGGAGAUGGCGAGGCAUGAAGAGACCAAAGCCGAGCUGGAGCGUUGCCGCAGUUCUUGCGCAAGCUGGGAGUCUGCCUACCAUGGCGCCAUGGCUACCGUCACUCAGCUCAGUGCCAAGGCGUCCUAUUUUGAGAUGAUGUUUUCCGCAGCAGAAACCCGCAACCUGCCACUCAAAAUGGAGAACCGCAGACUUAAUCUGACGUUACGACAUCUGGCCCCGUGGAGCUUGAUCAGCACCCCGUCACCAGCUUCUUGUCCGGCUCUUGAGUCGGAUGCUGAGGACUAUGACGUGCAAGAAAUCACGGACAGUGAAGGAGAUCGAAGUGAUACUAGUAGUUCUUAA
Messenger RNA from Pochonia chlamydosporia 170, 381 nucleotides. RefSeq lists its product as hypothetical. The coding region runs from base 1 to 381 and encodes 126 amino acids. The transcript is spliced from 2 exons. The record is from RefSeq and is a predicted model, not a curated record. Lineage: Eukaryota; Fungi; Ascomycota; Sordariomycetes; Hypocreales; Clavicipitaceae.